Messenger RNA from Ectocarpus siliculosus, 997 nucleotides. The record is from the annotation of a GenBank genome assembly. NCBI's taxonomy places the organism in Eukaryota, Phaeophyceae, Ectocarpales, Ectocarpaceae.
AGAACGACAGCGAGAGGAGAGGAUGGCCGGGAUGAUGGGGAAGGCGAUGCCAAUGGCGAGAGCGCCGCACGACCAGAUGCGGUUCGGUUUCUCUUCAUUUGCACAGGACGCAUCUGCGGGACACCCGUUGGAGGCGAUGAACAAGGCAAGGAUCCCUAACGAGUUUGACUUCAAGAUGGACCUCGCUGGCAAGGUUUACGGUAGCGCUUUCGUAAUGCGGAUGAAGACCGAGGUGGCUACGCUCUCCCAGGCACAACACCUCCCCGGCCUGCCGUCCUCCAUGCUGGGGCUGGAGACCGUGCUCGGCCGGGACGAGACGGUGGAGUUCGAGGACUACCUCGACCCGCCCGCGGACCGGCCCGAGGGCCCGCGGUUCCGCGUUCACGAGGCCAUGGAGAUCCAGUACGGCCUCAUGUAGAAGGUGCUUUUUUCUCUUGGAGAGGGACGGGGAAAAGUCACCGGGGCGGCGAGAACGGGAGGGACACGCGCGAGCACGCUUCUCACGUUCGAGGCGCCGUUUGCCACCAGGCAGGCGAACAAUCUUGAUCGGAUCCAUCCGCGAGCGUGGCUGCGGCGGCGGCCUCAAGCCGGCGCUCUUCUUGCUCUGGGGCUCUGACUGCUGUACAAUACGUUUCUCGUAGUAGCGUGUAGAGGUAUAUAUAGUUAUUUUGUUUUGGAGGAGUUUUUGACGGCUCUCUUGUUUCGUCUCUUCCGUGGCUGUUAAUGCGGGGCGGGGAAGAACCUCGUGGCUCAAGAAGAAGCCGGCGCUGGCAUUAAUCAAUAAUCAAAAGCACGGCUGAGUCACCGAAUGCCAAAAUUUUGCCAUGUCCACGAGAGAACACGGUUGCUUACCGUAGUUGCGCCCUUGAACUCUAUUGAGGCUUUCUUGCGCUACACGCUGUCAGACACGUUCUCUCUUCGUAUGGUGGAAAUUCCUUCGCGUAAAUCGGCCGGACUUUGGCCUUCACGACAUGAGGGCACACAUACGUCCAACCGU